AAACACAACCUAGGUGAAAUUAACCUUUCAGGAGAAUUCUACAUCAUUGCAUUUUCAGAAGCUACGAAAAGGCAAGAGAAUGGAAUUCAAACUCGGCGACAAAGUAGUAGCCUUGUACGACAUUUACUACAAAAAUAGUAACGAAUUGUUGUUCAAAAAAUUCGAAAAAUUGACAGUACGUGAUGACGACUCCAAACAUUGGCUUAGGGUCCAAAAUCCCGCAACAGGAUCGAAAGGUUAUGUUCCUAAACAUUAUGUAGCACCUUUCAACAGUCCUCAGAAAGACUGGUUCUUUGGCAACUUAACACCAAGGCAAGCCAAAAAGUUAUUAAUGAAAUCUAAAUACCCAAAGGGAACUUUUUUGGUAAGGAAUUCUCAGUCGAAGCCUUCAAAUUACGUUCUGAGCAUUAAAAAAGGAAGUCCCUGCGAGGGAUACUACGUACGCCAUAUUAGGAUAAAACCUUAUGGAGAACAUUCGUUUCAUAUUGGAAGUGACAAGAAGAAGUUUGACAGUCUUAAAGAUUUGAUGGAGUACUACAUAAAAAAAGGUGAAAUAGGAGGCAGGCUAUUAUCAAAACCAUGCAAUAAGGAAAUGUCUUACGUCCACGAUACCAAUGCAAGAAGCUCAACAUCAAAGCAAGACAACUGGGAAAUUCCACUUGAAGACAUCACCAUAAAUAAGAAAUUGGGACAAGGUUCUUUUGGUGUCGUAUAUGCAGGAAUAUGGAGAAAGAAGAUCAACAUAGCAGUAAAAGCAAUGGUGGAGAGCAGUAUUUCAUCACUGCAGGACUUCCACAAUGAAGCAAAGAUUAUGAAAAAGCUAGAGCAUCCUCACAUCCUACCAUUGUUCGGCGUUUCUAAGUCCCCAAAUGAUGGCAAGAUUUUUAUUGUCACCGAGUUAAUGGAACGUGGUUCAUUGUUAAGCGUAUUAAAUGACAGAAGUAACAAAUUGGAUAAGUAUGAUCUUCUACAAUUCGGCGCACAAGUUGCUGAUGGUAUGGCUUAUUUAGAACGUAAAAAGUACAUCCAUCGCGAUCUGGCAACCAGAAACGUCUUGGUAGAUCAAGAAUUUGAUGUCAAAAUCAGCGAUUUCGGUCUCAGUAGAACGAUUAAUUAUGAUGUUUACAUGGCAAGGACUGGUAUUUGUCCCAGAAGAUGGACAGCUCCUGAAGCUCUACAGAAUCGAUUGUUUUCCACAAAAUCUGACGUUUGGAGUUAUGGGGUCUUGUUGUUUGAGAUAUUUACUUUAGGCAAGCUUCCUUACGCCCAAAUGCAUGACAAUCAAGACUUUGUUUCUCUAUUGAAGAGUGGAUACAGACUACCCAAGCCCGAGCACGCCGAUAGAAAAGUUUAUAAUUUGAUGAAGGAUUGCUGGAAUUGGGAUGCAAAUAAAAGACCAGCUUUUAAAAAAAUUUAUGCUUACAUGGAUGAACUGUUAGAAGAGGAAAGUUGUUGCCAUUCCACAGACGAAGAUUAAAGAUGCACUCGCAUAUUUCCAUACCAAUAAUAAUAUAGUCAUAUUUUUAUUAACUUCUCGAAGGAGAAAUUUAC
Messenger RNA from Ctenocephalides felis (cat flea), 1551 nucleotides. RefSeq names its product tyrosine-protein kinase SRK2-like. Bases 80 to 1477 code for a protein of 465 amino acids. The record is from RefSeq and is a predicted model, not a curated record. Gene Ontology annotation, molecular function: protein binding; ATP binding; transmembrane receptor protein tyrosine kinase activity. The transcript is spliced from 5 exons. Gene Ontology annotation, cellular component: signaling receptor complex. Gene Ontology annotation, biological process: positive regulation of kinase activity; multicellular organism development; cell surface receptor protein tyrosine kinase signaling pathway. Lineage: Eukaryota; Metazoa; Arthropoda; Insecta; Siphonaptera; Pulicidae.